Hemibagrus wyckioides is the source of this 2747-nucleotide messenger RNA. Its product is annotated as dentin sialophosphoprotein-like. The transcript has 10 exons. The record is from RefSeq and is a predicted model, not a curated record. The coding region runs from base 162 to 1232 and encodes 356 amino acids. NCBI's taxonomy places the organism in Eukaryota, Metazoa, Chordata, Actinopteri, Siluriformes, Bagridae.
UGUGAGAGAUUGUGGUGUAGCUGAAAAUAAAACUUCCUGUUAAGAUGCCCUUAAAUGCAUUGCUCUGUCUGUCACGCCUAGCACAAGCUUGAAACACACAGAAAACUGUGACGACUGAAUAGAUAAAACAAAAGAAAGAAAGAGGCCUUUUACACUCCGUUAUGGCAAACCUCCCUGGACCAAGGUUUUUACUUCUGGUCCUCUCAGGAUUAGCGUUAUGUCAGGAGGACUAUACCACGCAAACCUCAGACCAGUCUUCAGCAUCCAUCACAAUGUCCAGUCACGAAACAGACAAUACCACGUCUGGCUUACCCACAAGCACCUCCAUGCUUCAACAAAAAACAGACACAAGUUGGAAUGAGCCAGAAAUAAGCAAUACCACAUCUGGCUUACCCACAAUCACCUCCUGGUCUCAACAAAAAACAGACACAAGUUUGAAUGAGCCAGAUGAUCCCACCAUCAGUUCCGUCUCACACACCACACACUUCACUCCAACCCAUGAAGACACGACACAUUCAGUAACAGAUAAGCCGCUAAAUUUUACUUUCCACAAAACGCUCAUUACUCCCGCAUCUCAGGCAUUCCAAACUACUCCUGUCAUCACUGUUGUGUCUGUGGUUCUAGUGCUGCAUAUUGUUGCCUUUAUUUUUAUGAAAAAGAAGAACCAAGGCUCUGAAACUCUGAGACAAUCAUCCAGAGAGACAAAUGAAGAUUAUGAAAAUGCCCGAAAUUUACUUCUGGUCCAAGCGAGAAAAAAUUCCAGUUUACCUGAAACUGUCUGCAUGAGUCUAGACCCAACCCCCAGCCAACCAGACUCAGUCUACCAGAGUCUGUCAAUUACUAAUAACCAAUCAGACUCAGUCUACCAGAGCCUGCCAAUUACUAAUAACCAAUCAGACUCAGUCUACCAGAGUCUGUCAAUUACUAAUAACCAAUCAGACUCAGUCUACCAGAGUCUGUCAAUUACUAAUAACCAAUCAGACUCAGUCUACCAGAGUCUGUCAAUUACUAAUAACCAAUCAGACUCAGUCUACCAGAGUCUGUCAAUUACUAAUAACCAAUCAGACUCAGUCUACCAGAGUCUGUCAAUUACUAAUGACCAAUCAGACUCAGUCUACCAGAGUCUGUCAAUUACUAAUAACCAAUCAGACUCAGUCUACCAGAGUCUGUCAAUUACUAAUGACCAAUCAGACUCAGUCUACCAGAGUCUGUCCAAUACUAAUAACCAAUAGAAAUAUCACUAUCCAGGUGGAUUAAAUUUAAAUGUCAAACUGAUUAAUGAAACCCCAUAGUUUGUUUCUUUCUAAAAAAUUUUUUUUGCCUUUUUAUCUUUCAGUUACUCUUUAUAAUUGGGCUUUUGAUAAUUUCAGAUGUUUUUUUUUACUGUGGACAAAUUUCACAGUCUUUGCAUUGUAUCUUUGGUAGUUUAGCAGACAUUAUCAGCUCUCAAGUAAGCUGGCUGAGUGAAUUUCGAGAGUUUUUCUCCGAAGAAACUCUGCUCAGGCCAGGCACUUGCUUCCCACGGCUUGGGCCCUGAGUCUGUCAAGGCAGCACAUUGGCUUUGAUCACUGGGCUCGUACUUAGAGUUGGUGGAAGCGGAGCAUGAGACAGGGAAUCCCCUUUCUCUCGCCCUCACCUGCAACACCAAAGGCUGUGCUUUGGACUUGGAAUCUUGCACCAUGAUCUCUUCUGAGGAGAACAAUGACCUAAUGUCGUCUGCAUCAGGAUCUGUGUAGCUCGAUGUCAGCAACAAACUGUGGGUUUCUGUUUGUCAGUCAACCCACAAUUGCCUUCAGAGCCGUGUAGGACCACCUCUGCCCUCAUAGGCAAAGCCUACGUAGUGGCAGGCCAGGCUGGAGCAUUCCUGCACACCAUGGGUUCUUGCAGUCCUAUCAAGCUGACCUGCUGAUGGAGUGGGAUAGCGGUGAGGGAUUAAACCCUGAGGUGGUUGCUGAGCUCCACUGGUUCACAGACUUUGUUCUCCGUGCCACCAAGUUAACAGCCCAUGACAUCAGCCAUUCCAUGGCUGCUAUGGUUAUGGAGUGCACCUGUGGCUCAACUUCAAUCUAAUUCAAUUCAAAAUUACUUGUAUAUCACUCUUAACAAUGGACAUUGUCUCAAAGCAGCUUUAGAGAAAUAUAAAAAGUAUAGAAUAAAUAUGAAGAAGAAACCCUUAGAGGAACCAGACUGGGAACCCACCCUCAUUUGGGUGACACUGGAGAUUGUGAUUGUAAAUAAUGUCCUUUCUACAGCUGUAUAAGGUCAAGUGGAUUUGUGGAACCAAAAGCUCUUGAGCAAUUUAUAGGUCAGUGUAUUUUCUGAUAUGGCAGUGCCAAGUUAGAUAAUCCCUUCCUGUAUGCAAGAACCAGGGCCUUCUACCAGUCGUCCCUGAUUCCUUUUUAGCCAAUAGUAUUGCAGUGUUCACACAUGCAGAAACGUCCACAAUAUGUUUCUAUAGAAUCAUGCAUGACAGAACAUCAGGGUUACAUACUUAACCUGUGAUGUUUUUGUUGCCUUUUUGCCCUGUGUUCCUGAUUUUGACUAGUCCUUGUAAUCUGUUUUUUUUUUUUUGCCACAUUUACCCUAUUCUGCUUCCAACCUGUUCUCUGCCUGCCUUUUUUGGACUUGUUUGUUUUUUGAAGCUCUGUUGUAAAAUGCUGUAUAUAAAAUCAUUUUUUACUGAGCUUUAAACUUGUCAUUUGUGAUUUGUAUUUUUCAUUUACCGUUAUAUUUAUACCGUUAUAUUA